AAAUGGUUGAACAUAUCGAAUGACUGCUACAGAUUAGGAUUGGUUAAAGUACAGAUCCGGCUCCACAAACCAUGAAGAAGAAUAUACUUAUUCUAGUAACAAUCCACCUCGCCUUAUUCACCUUAUCAUCAACAUCAGAAUGUCCUCAGAUACACCAUGAUUGUCAGUGUACACAGCCAGAAGAAGGCAUUCAUAUCAAAUGUCGAUUCCAAGAUAAUGAUCUGAUCAACAUAACACUCAUAAACUCAACUGGUAACGAAGAUAUAUUCAUCAAAGAACUAGAUCUGGAAUCCAAUAACUUAACAUCUCUCCCAAGUGCCUUUUUCAAUGGAGUGACUUUAAUAACACACAUCAAUUUACGAGACAACGAAUUCACUGAUGUACCAGAUAUACUUGAAGAUAUUGGUAAUAUAACUUGCCUUGACCUGGAGAAAAAUAAAAUCAAACUUCUGAAUAUGACAGCACAGAAUCUCAGGUCUGUACAAUCGGUAAACUUUGCCUAUAAUCAACUAGAUACAAUUAUUCUCCCAGAGAGUCUCCACUCAAUGAUAUUAUGGAACUUCUCCAAUAAUUUUCUGGAAGUAGUGCCUGAAAAUCUGUGGAGUAUUGCUGGUACUCUAGAUUUAUCAGACAAUAUUAUACAAAAUCUACCAAAAAUUCCAGAAUGCAGAUUGAAUGUUCUGAACCUUGAUAAUAAUAACUUAACCGAGAUUCCACCGCAUACGUUUGAGGACUGCAAAGAUCUACAGGAGCUAAAAUUACGUGGAAACAGGAUCUCGAAAUUAGACACCGAAUCGCUCAGUGGGUUGGAUGUUUUAUACCAACUUCAUCUAGAUAGGAAUCACUUGUCCUCUCUGAAGCCUGGAGUAUUCAGUAGUCUGCAUUUCUUGUUCACAUUAUCGUUGGCACAGAACAGGCUAUCCCUUCUGGAGCCUGCGAACUUUAAAGGCAUUGACGACACUCUUCAACAACUUAUAUUAAGUGGUAACCAACUCAGUGGACUAAGGAAUGACACAUUUUCCAUUCUUGAGAAGCUCCAUCGUUUGGACUUAUCAUUCAAUGAAGAAAUCACGGACAUCAGCGAUCUAGUGCUUCCACCUCAUCUUGCGUCAUUGGAUCUCCAGAACUGUUCUAUUAGAGAUCUACACAGUUGUAAGCUGAUGAAAUUAACUGAUUUACAAGAAAUCAAUCUAGCCGAUAAUAAUCUGACAUGCAGCUGCCAUUUAUCGAUGUUAUUUGGAUGGUAUAAGGAUCGCACUACCAAUGGAUAUACUUCAAGACCACAAACGCAAAACAAGUGGGAGUGUACCGUGUCGGAUUCAGACGUACCCCGUAUUGUAACAGAGGAUAUCAAGAACUGUGGCCGGCAUCAGGAUAUUGAACAGCACUGCGAAGAGGUGAGACUAGUGGUGUAUGACUUUACUCCCAUCAAGGUUAACACGAGCCUUGUCACCUCCGAUAACCUUAUCACAAUCCACUGGGAGGUUGAGGGCGAUAAAAGACAAAUUGUCGGAUAUAAAGUUUCUUACGAGUCUGAUGGAAAAGUGUUAUUCGAGUCACCAGUUCUCGGCAAGAAUCAACGGACCUUUGUGAUAAGCUUCGUAUCGCAACACGAUCAAUACUCAGUGUGUGUGGACGUCGUGGGAAAUGCUACCAGUGCUUUGACCUCGUCCUGUGAAACUGUAUCCGGCCAAUCUUUGGAUUAUUUGAUCGGUAUUAUGGCAGGAGUAGUAUUACUCUUGCCCUGUAUAGCGGCUCUCUUGUAUAUAUUACGUCGCGAUAAGAGGAUAAAAGAAGCCCAGUAUUCUCCCUUAGAUGAGAAAGUUGUUAAGCGUCAACCGAAUAAAAGCCAUACGGUUGUUGUGGAAGUCAGCGAGGCAGUAAACGUGGAACAUGCAGUUUGUCCAUACCAUGAAAAUAAGGCCUUCAACCCCUCGGAAGAGACGGUCAAUGAAGUUGUUCAUAAGAGCGAGACAGUAAAUUGUGAUUCGAACAAAGUACUUGAUGAAAACAAACCGGUUGUAACUGACUCGUCAUCAGACUCCUCUGAAAGUACCAAUAUGUGAAGGGAGGGUGAAUGAAUUUAUCACGUGCAAUAUUCUGAACUGUUGAAUAUAGACAAAAAUAUAAAUGCUUCAAAGAUGUCGUUAGUUGAAUCGUUAUGAAUGAAUUGCCAUUUCAUAACCAGGACUGUGAUGAGUGGUCGUACGAAGCAUACGUCGUUGAUCAAUGUUCUAUUCCAUUUUUAUCUAUCGUCUAUCGAUUACUGUAUUCACAUAAAACAGAUAAUCUUUAAGUGACGUUUAUGUGCAGAGCUAAUAUUAAAUAACGAAUCACAUUUUGGCUGUCGGAGACUAUCAACCAACUGUGUUCCGACAAUUCAAAUCGUAUUAGACUUCACAAGAAAUAACUGAUCACGUUUGUAUGGUAUACUACCCCUAUACACCAAAAUCGAUUGUCAUUAGCCAGUAAAAAAUUAGUUAGUACCAUGCCCUAAUAGGACAUGGGUAUAUCAAGCUCUCCCGAAUGAAUUUUUUGUUAAGUUACAACGUGGUUUUGUCAUGAACAAUUUUGUCAUGCGGAGCUUUUGAUUAGAUAUCUAGUCGAUUUCGUGGAUAUGGUUUGUAACCUAAAAUAUUUCUAUUGCAUCAAUAAACUGUUAAAAGAUCCAAAACGUGGAAGGAAAUAUAAAUGCUGUAAAAUGUUGUAUUGAUUUGUCAUUUGAAAUCCUUGUUUUGUUAUUAUAUAUCUCAAUAAAAAUAUCCUUCAUGUAGUAGGAUAAGCUGCUACCAAUUUCAAGGGAACUGAAA
Molecule: messenger RNA, 2810 nt
Organism: Lottia gigantea (owl limpet)
Lineage: Eukaryota; Metazoa; Mollusca; Gastropoda; Lottiidae
Exons: 2
Coding region: 72-2066 (664 amino acids)
Molecular function (GO): protein binding
Source: RefSeq, a predicted model, not a curated record